GCCGUCAAUCCCUUAACCAUCUGAUCAUGGCAACUACUCGUUUUCAGACCAUGUUGAUUGUGCUGACCUUUACCGCUAUUGUUGCCGACUGCCUCACCAAUCCUAAUGGUCUGGUUCCCGACCUUGCCGACCAGGACACGGAGGAUAAUGCACAACCGUUUGUUCCUGAGGAGAUAAAUCUCCAUGCUGACGGGCUGAACGAUGCAGCGGAUGACGUCGUUUCUGUCUCCGAAAGCUGGACCAAGAUUCCAGGAGUUUUAAGAGACAUCUCAUCAGGUUACUGUGGGGUCUGGGGCACGAAUUACAAAUCCAUGAUAUACUAUCGCCACAACACUUACGGUAACACUAAUUCGUUUGGUGAUAAUUGGAUCCAAGAUAAAACUGGGAAUCUUGAAACCGUCAGUGUAGGUUACAACAGUGUCUGGGGCUUUAAUGCUCAUAGAUCUAUCUUUUAUCGUAACGGUAUCAGCGCUAGUAAACCCAUGGGUACCAGCUGGGUGUCCGUAUCUGGUAUAAAAGCUCUGUGUUUAAGUGUGAGCCAGAAGGGUCACGUGUGGGCCGUGGGAGGGGAUGCAAAGGUUUAUCAUAGAAAAGGGGCAAGCAAUACCAACAUAGCGGGAACAAGCUGGGUGGAGAUCAGUGGGCCAACAGAGAGGAUGGAUAUAAUUACUGUGGGAGAAGUAGGUGUCUGGGUGAGGGAUGUUCAAAAUUCUACCCUUUUUAACCGAAAAGGAACGUUCGGCGACCCAUCCUCAGACCCGGACGGGUCAGAGUGGGUAGCCUCAACAGAGGGCUUUUUCCUAGAGAGCCCCUUCCUUAGCUCGGGAGUUGACAGGCUUUACGCUGGCAAUUACUCAUAUUCGGCCACUUCCUAUUGGUAUGACGUUUGGUAUCUUUGUGGAGUGAGCGCCUCGAAACCAAUGGGUAAGAAAUGGGUCAAGGAGGAUGAAGCUGUGUCUAGGGGCUUGUACAAGCUCAGUUACCACAAAGAUGUGGCUUGGGGCCUCAGCUUUUCUGAUCAUGUUUACGCCAAGUCUGUAAGUGCGUGCACUUAAAUUAGUAUCCACAAUUUAACCCAGGAAGUAUGCCGACAAAACAACCACUGACAAGCAAGUUCAUAGUUUCAUAAAUUAAGUUCAAGUUGGAUUAAUAUAGGUGAACAGCGAUUGUUGUAAUUACAUUACAUAUUUGGACUGGAUUUUGUUUUAACCAAAAGUUAUCAUGAAAGAAAUCUGCAUUUUAGCAGUUUGCCUGGAAAACAAUUCUAUAAGCUAAUCCGAUGAUCGCAGACCUACUUCAUAGUUUUUCUUUUCAAAAUAAAGUGCGUUUUCCCAGGACAUUUCCAAAGCAUUUACGGCCAACGUGUCAGUAUAAAAAGUUAUGUUAUUCCUUAUGAUAACAAUGUCAGGAUUUUGUUCUUUUUCCUUUAACUUUUGCGAUUGCUUAUUAAAAUUGCCAAACUUCGAAAUUUUAUUAUAUUUGGGUGGUUAUGAUUUCGUUUGGAUACAAGAAUAUUAUUAAUGUUUUAGAAAAAAAAUAAGCAGCUCCAUUAUGAAAAAGAUAGCACAGUAGUCAACAUUCAAUAGUGACGCAAUGGAGUGUUAUCUCAAACUGUUAUAUUUAAUAAAUGAUAAUUUUAAUAUUGUCAACACCCUCCAGAGACUUUAGUUUUCGGAAUGUGUGAAAUGGUAGCUGUACCAUCGAGUAUGUGCAAAAACAUUCACACAGCAAAAGACACACUGUUAAUACUUCACAUUUUUGGGUGAAGGCGAUUUCAAUGAAAACCAUAUUUUCUCCCUGAAGAUGGAAGAAAAACAUCGAACCAGUUACGUAACAAAUCAUGAGUCAAUGAAUUGGACUGGAAACUAGUACAGGGUUUCAAUAAACGUGUGAAUUC
Patiria miniata (bat star) is the source of this 1897-nucleotide messenger RNA. RefSeq names its product tectonin beta-propeller repeat-containing protein 1-like. NCBI's taxonomy places the organism in Eukaryota, Metazoa, Echinodermata, Asteroidea, Valvatida, Asterinidae. The record is from RefSeq and is a predicted model, not a curated record. Bases 27 to 1055 code for a protein of 342 amino acids. The transcript has 2 exons.